CAGAUAAACACUAUCUACACUCCGCGGCAUGCCCAUUGAACCUUAUCAGCCUCCCCCACUUCGCAUGGCAUAGUAGAUCUCAUACUUAUUCAAAAUACUCAUUCAUUGACACAUCCUUCCUCCACCUCCAAGGGGCGCAUGGAGCCUCUAAUGGCGAUGCAAAUGAGAUGAAAUUAAUCGGAAAGUUAGGAACAAUCAAAUCGGCUACGGAAUAGGCUAGGUACUUGCUCAAUACGAAGUUAACGACGGCUCUAUUAGGUUUAAUUAUUUAUUGGUGUUGUGCGCCUCUCGAAUCGAUUAUUUUUGUAGCUUUUAACUUAUUUGAAUUGAAUAUUGAAUCUGAAUAUUGUUGCUCGCCUCCGGCUCCGGCUCCGGCUCCACUCGAUUCGAUUCGAACAGUUCGAAUACGCUCGACCGUUGACGAUUAAGCUUUAAAUGUGCUUAGCCAAAUUAAGUGAAAUUUGAAUUUUCAAUUCAACAAUACAUACUUGAAGCUCCCGAUUGAAGUAUACCCGAUUCGCUCAAAGGCCCCGCUCUCUUUCCCACCACGGACUCCCGAUUCCUCCUCUUCUGGGAGACAAUAUGUCACCAGGCAUCGAUCAAACUUCAGGACAUCUCUGCGGCCUGGCAACGGGCGCCAUUGAAACCCAAAUGUCAGGCAAUAACCGCAAGGGAGCGGCAGAGGCGGCCGCAGGAGGAGCAGCGGCUAACUAAUGCCUGGCAGAGUGCACAUCCAAGUUCAUUAGACUUUGAUGGGUGCGGGAGGACGACUCAACACGAAAUGGAAAGUUUCGGCAAACCCACAUCCUACUCGUAAAUCGCAGCGCAAAAGUUUCCAAGUCUAAAAAUACCCCGGCACUUGAAGGCAAUCGAUGUGCCACGCCAGGAGCAGCUGGCAGAGAUGAGCGAACGCGAGGCAGAAUCGGACGAGGACUGCGAGGUCUACUUCCUGAAGCCGGUCAACGAGUACAACAUUGUGGACAGGAUCAAGGAGGCCAACAAGGAGCUCUUUGCCCCGGACGACGGACUCGCCGAUGGCAACGGCAAGGUGACCAAAGUAAAGUUCGCUUUGAACUUGGAGGACUACGAGCCCACUGACCAGCAGAAGGACUUGAGCCCCAGUCCGCCAGAUGAACUUCUGCAGCAGCUGUCCCAAUUGAAGCUGAAGCCCAUUGCGGAGGAGCCGCCAGCUGCUUCGGUUGCAGAGGAGGCCCCAGUGCCCCCACUUGAAGUUCCCGAAGUGGAAGAGGUGGAGGAGGAGGAGAUAUGCGAGGAAAUCCUGGACCUAACAGAGGUGGUCCAAGAGUCGGUAGUACAGGAAGCUAUCCCAGUCGACGACGAAGACGACUUCUCCGGGGUGGAUGAGGCUGACUUGGAUGACUCCCCCUCGAAGAAGGAUUUUGCCCCUCCCGCAGCCUUUCAGAUCAAGCAGAGCACCUUCGACCAGGAUGAAUCGGACCAGAAGAGCCUGACCAACCUGCUCACCGAAUCCGACUGCGAGGAGGAAGAGCGCACCCUCAACGAGGCCCGGCAGAAACUGAGGGAUGCCUACAAGAAUCUGUACAAGACCCUCGAUCCCAAGCAGCAGGCUACCAUCGACAGGCUAACGGGACUGGAGGAGGAGGCCCCUUCGUCUGCUCCUAAUCCUAUUGCUGCCCCCGAAGACGAAGAAGAUAACCUGUCCAUCAUCGUGGCCAGCUACAUUCCGGAGGACUUUGAGCUCAAUGAGCAGAGCAUUUACUUUAAAAAAGAGGAGCCGCUGUCGGAGGACGGUCUGAAAGAGGUCUGCACAGCCACCUGUCCCAAAGCCACCUCCAAAACAUUCUUCACUUCGCGCAGCUUCAGCUUCCGCCGCAGGACCAAGCCCACGCCCACGCCGUCGUCAGCUUCCGCCUCGGGGUCUGCCGCUUCACCCACCAUUCGGAUGAACUACAAGAUCUGCUGCGAGCAUCGCCAUUCGCUCCAGGGUAAGCUCCCGCGCUACACGGGCUACAUGUCGGAGUACGGCCUGAGUGCCCAGCAGCUGCAGAAGCGGGAGCAGCAGAUUCGUCGGAAGCAGCGCUUCUCCAUGGAGCAGACCCUCAACCGCAACGAGCAGGAGCUCAAGAAGAUGCAGGACAACGAGCGCGCCUUCACCACCUGGCUGAAGAACAAGAUGCGGUACCCGAUUAACAAGACCCGCAAUAUGUUCGACGCCCACAAGAGGCGGGGCAGCGUUGCCGCAGCCGGAAAUUCGGCGAGUUCCCGACAGCACCACGGGCAUCUCCUCGAGGAGCAGCCCUGCGGGGGACGCAGGAGACGUCGCGACAGCGGAGACGAGGUGGUGCACGCCUACCGACACCUUCUGGGCAGCUGGAAUAAGUAGCCGCAACACAGUUUCUUACUUUAGUUU
This is a messenger RNA of Drosophila ananassae, 2392 nucleotides long. RefSeq names its product FK506-binding protein 5. The record is from RefSeq and is a predicted model, not a curated record. NCBI's taxonomy places the organism in Eukaryota, Metazoa, Arthropoda, Insecta, Diptera, Drosophilidae. The transcript has 3 exons. Gene Ontology annotation, molecular function: microtubule binding. Bases 902 to 2365 code for a protein of 487 amino acids.